UGAGGUGGUGGAAUCUCAUGAACUUUUUGCCGGGGCUGUCUUCGAACCAUGAACCUCCUGAUCACAACCUCUUAAGUAGCCAAGAUUACAGAGAAAGCAAACAACUUCCCACCAUUGCCCAAGUUCAUUCCGCUGAAGCCAUGUUUCUACCAAGACUUCGAGGCAGACAUUCCACCUCAGCAUCUCAACAUGACCAAACGCCUGUACUACCUCUGGAUGCUGAACAGCGUCACGCUGGCCGUGAACCUGGUGGGCUGUCUGGCGUGGCUGAUUGGAGGAGGAGGAGCCACCAACUUUGGCCUCGCCUUUCUCUGGCUCAUUCUCUUCACGCCUUGCUCCUACGUCUGCUGGUUUCGGCCCAUUUACAAGGCCUUCAAGACCGACAGCUCUUUCAGCUUCAUGGCGUUCUUCUUCACUUUCAUGGCUCAGCUGGUCAUAAGCAUCAUCCAGGCCGUGGGCAUCCCAGGCUGGGGUGUUUGCGGCUGGAUUGCAACCAUCUCCUUCUUCGGGACGAACGUGGGCUCUGCGGUGGUGAUGCUUAUCCCAACCAUCAUGUUCACGGUCGUAGCAGUGUUCUCCUUCAUUGCGCUCAGCAUGGUUCAUAAAUUCUACCGGGGGAGCGGAGGGAGUUUCAGUAAAGCCCAGGAAGAGUGGACCACGGGGGCCUGGAAGAACCCACACGUGCAGCAGGCCGCCCAGAACGCUGCCAUGGGGGCGGCUCAGGGCGCCAUGAACCAGCCACAGACUCAGUAUUCCGCCACCCCUAAUUACACAUACUCCAACGACAUGUAAACCAGCCCCGCCCGCUGGGAGGCAGUGUGGAGGGUGGGGGUGGGGGGGUGCGGGUGGCCAGUGGGGACAGAGGGGCUCGAGCCACAUCGCCGAUCGUGGCCACCAUGCAGGGUUCCCCCUUUCCCCUUUUUCUCCUUCUCUUCCACUUUGUACAAAGAACGAGAGCUCUCUUGAUCUAUCUAUCUGUGUGUGCAUAUGUACAUGUUUAGCCCCCCCCCCCACCUUUUGGUCUCACCCCGUAGCACCCCUGAGGGCUUGUGGGCCGCACAUGGCAUUGUCUGUGCGCUGUGUCUGUGUCCCCUUGUGAAGCUGUGUGCAGUGGAGGUCUCUCGUCCUGGUGCUAAAUGUAUGUUUAGAACUCAACCAGCCUCCCUGUCCCCCCGCCCUUCCCCCCUUGCU
Dipodomys spectabilis (banner-tailed kangaroo rat) is the source of this 1191-nucleotide messenger RNA. RefSeq names its product secretory carrier membrane protein 5 (gene Scamp5). Gene Ontology annotation, biological process: protein transport. NCBI's taxonomy places the organism in Eukaryota, Metazoa, Chordata, Mammalia, Rodentia, Heteromyidae. The record is from RefSeq and is a predicted model, not a curated record. The coding region runs from base 190 to 792 and encodes 200 amino acids. Gene Ontology annotation, cellular component: recycling endosome membrane; trans-Golgi network membrane. The transcript is spliced from 6 exons.